CGGCGGCUGCGGGAGCUCAGCGAGCGCCUGGAGCUCGUCUUCCUGGUGGACGAGUCGUCCAGCGUGGGUCAAGCCAACUUCCUCAGCGAGCUCAAGUUCGUCCGCAAGCUGCUGUCCGACUUCCCCGUGGUGCCCACGGCCACACGCGUGGCCAUCGUGACUUUCUCGUCCAAGAACAACGUGGUGUCGCGCGUCGACUACAUCUCCUCCCGCCGCGCGCACCAGCACAAGUGCGCACUGCUCAGCCGCGAGAUCCCCGCCAUCACCUACAAGGGUGGCGGCACCUACACCAAGGGCGCCUUCCAGCAAGCCGCGCAAAUUCUUCAUCAUUCUAGAGAAAAUGCGACUAAAGUUAUAUUUCUCAUCACUGAUGGCUAUUCCAAUGGGGGAGAUCCUAGGCCAGUUGCAGCAAUGCUGCGAGAUUUUGGAGUGGAGAUCUUCACUUUUGGCAUAUGGCAAGGGAACAUUCGAGAACUGAAUGACAUGGCUUCUCCCCCAAAGGAGGAGCACUGCUACCUGCUCCACAGUUUUGAAGAAUUUGAGGCUUUAGCUCGCCGGGCAUUGCACGAAGAUCUGCCUUCUGGGAGUUUCAUUCAAGAGGAUAUGUCUCAUUGCUCACAUCUGUGUGAAGCCGGCAGAGACUGCUGUGACCGAAUGGCAAGCUGCAAAUGUGGGACACACACAGGUCAAUAUGAAUGCGUCUGUGAAAAGGGAUAUUACGGGGAAGGUCUACAGUAUGAGUGCACAGCUUGCCCGCCAGGGACAUUCAAACCAGAAGGUGUGCCAGGGGGCAUCAGCACUUGCCUUCCGUGUCCUGAUGAAAAUCACACCUCUCCACCUGGAAGUACGUCCCCUGAGGACUGCGUCUGCAAAGAGGGCUACCGGGCAUCCGGCCAGACCUGCGAGGUUGUGCACUGCCCUGCCCUGAAGCCUCCAGAAAACGGUUACUUUAUCCAAAACACUUGCCACAACCACUUCAAUGCAGCCUGUGGGGUCCGAUGUCACCCUGGAUUUGACCUCGUGGGAAGCAGCAUCCGCUUGUGUCAACCCAAUGGUUUGUGGUCCGGUUCAGAGAGCUCCUGCAAAGUAAGAACAUGCCCUCGUCUCCGCCAACCCAGACAUGGCCGCCUGAGCUGUUCCACAGGGGAAAUGUCCUACAAGACAACGUGUUUGGUUACCUGCAAUGAAGGGUACAGACUAGAAGGAAGUGCUAAGCUGACCUGUCAAGGAAACGCCCAGUGGGAUAGUUUAGAACCUCGCUGUGUGGAGCGCCAGUGCGCCACCUUUCAGACGCCCAAAGGUGUCAUCGUGUCCCCCGCCAGCUGCGGCAGGCAGCCAGCCAAACCUGGGACCGUUUGUCAGCUAAGUUGCCACGAAGGAUACAUUUUAGCUGGAGUCAGAGAAGAAUUGCAAUGUACCACCUCUGGAAAAUGGAGCGCCAGGGUUCAGACAGCUGUUUGUAAAGAUGUGGAGUCUCCUCAAAUCAACUGUCCUCCGGAUAUAGAGGCUAAGACGCAGGAACAGCAAGACUCUGCUAAUAUCACCUGGCAGAUCCCAACAGCUAAAGACAACUCUGGGGAAAAGCUGUCAAUCCAUGUCCAUCCAGCUUUUACCCCACCUUACCUCUUCCCAAUUGGAGAGGUUGCUAUCACGUACACGGCAAUUGACCUAUCCAGCAACCAAGCCAGCUGCACUUUCCAUAUCAAGGUCAUAGAUGUGGAACCACCUAGCAUAGACAGGUGCAGAUCCCCACCUCCCAUCCAGGUCUCCGAGAAGCAGCAUCCUGCAACCUGGGAUGAGCCUCAGUUCUCAGACAACUCCGGGGCCGUGUUGGUCAUCACCAGAAGUCAUACCCCAGGAGACCUCUUCCCUCAAGGAGAGACUGUGGUGCGGUAUACAGCCACUGACCCCUCAGGCAAUAAAAGAACAUGUGACAUUCACAUUGUCCUGAAAGGUUCUCCCUGUGAAAUUCCAUUUACCCCUGUAAAUGGGGAUUUCAUAUGUACUCAAGAUAGUGCUGGAGUUAACUGCACAUUAAGUUGCCUGGAGGGCUAUGAUUUCACAGAAGGGUCUAUGGAGAAGUAUUAUUGUGCUUAUGAAGAUGGUAUCUGGAAACCACCGUAUUCCACUGAAUGGCCAGACUGUGCUAUAAAACGUUUUGCAAAUCAUGGGUUCAAGUCCUUUGAGAUGCUGUACAAAGCAACUCGUUGUGAUGACACAGACCUGCUGAAAAAGUUUUCAGAAGCAUUUGAGACGACCCUGGGGAAAAUGGUGCCAUCAUUCUGUAGUGACGCUGACGACAUUGACUGCAGACUGGAGGACCUGACCAAAAAAUACUGCCUGGAAUAUAACUAUGACUACGAAAAUGGCUUUGCGAUUGGACCAGGUGGUUGGGGUGCAGCUAAUCGGCUAGAUUACUCUUAUGACGACUUCUUGGACUCUGUGCAAGAAACACCCGCAGGUGCUGGCAAAGCUAGAUCUUCACGGACUAAAAGAAGUGCCCCAUUAACUGACCACAAAGUUAAGUUAACUUUUAACAUCACAGCUAGUGUGCCUUUACCUGAUGAAAGAAAUGACACUAUUGAAUUCCAAAAUCAGCGACGACUCAUUAACACAUUGGAAACUAUCACCAAUCACUUGAAAAUGACCCUUGAUAAGGAGCCCAUGUAUUCCUUCCAGCUGGCAUCUGAAAUACUCGUAGCCGAUAGCAAUUCCUUAGAAACGGAAAAGGCUUUCCUCUUCUGCAGACCAGGCUCAGUGCUCAGAGGGCGCAUGUGUGUCAAAUGCCCUGUGGGAACCUAUUAUUCUGUGAAUCGGUAUGCCUGUGAAAGCUGCUUGAUGGGAUCGUAUCAAGAUGAAGAAGGACAACUUGAGUGCAAACUCUGUCCAACUGGGACUAACACUGAAUAUCUCCAUUCAAGAAACAUCUUGGAAUGUAAAGCUCUUUGUAAACAAGGCACCUACUCAUCAAAUGGGCUUGAGACUUGUGAAUCGUGUCCACUGGGCAGUUACCAGCCAGCCGUUGGAGCCCGGAGCUGCCUCUCAUGUCCAAGAAACACUUCGACUGUGAAGAGAGGAGCCGUGGACAUUUCUGCUUGUGGAGUACCUUGUCCACUAGGAGAAUUCUCUCGCUCUGGGUUAAUGCCCUGUCAUCCUUGUCCUCAAGACUACUACCAACCCGAUGCAGGAAAGUCCUUCUGCUUGGCUUGUCCCUUUUACGGAACUACAACCUUCGCUGGUGCCACAUCCAUCACAGAUUGCUCCAGUUUUGGUUCUACUUUCUCAGCAGCAGAGGAAAGUAUAGUGCCCCAAACUUCUCCGGGACAUAUCAAAAAGAAGUAUGAAGUUGGCAGUCAGGUUUUCCACGAAUGCUUCUUAAACCCCUGCCACAAUAGUGGAACCUGCCAACAACUUGGGCAUGGUUAUGUCUGCCUCUGUUCACCUGGAUAUACAGGCUCCAAGUGUGAAACAGACAUUGACGAAUGCAGCUCACUGCCAUGCCUCAACAAUGGAACUUGUAAAGACCAAGUAGGGGAAUUCAUUUGUGAAUGUCCAUCUGGUUACACAGGUCCACUAUGCGAAGAAAACAUAAAUGAGUGCAGCUCCAGUCCCUGUCUAAACAAAGGCGUCUGUGUGGAUGGUGUGGCUGGCUAUCGCUGCACAUGUGCGAAAGGAUUCAUAGGCCUGCACUGUGAAACAGACGUCAAUGAAUGCCAGUCAAGCCCAUGCUUAAAUAAUGCAGUCUGUGAAGAUCAGGUUGGGAGGUUCUUGUGCAAAUGCCCAGCUGGAUUUGGGGGUACCCGGUGUGAAAAAAACAUGGAUGAGUGUCUCAGUCAACCAUGCAAAAAUGGAGCUACUUGUCAAGAUGGUGUCAAUAGCUUCAGAUGCCAGUGCGCAGCUGGCUUCACAGGGCCGCACUGUGAACUGAACAUCAAUGAAUGCCAGUCUAACCCGUGUAGAAAUCAAGCCACCUGUGUGGAUGAAUUAAACUCAUACAGUUGUAAAUGUCAGCCGGGAUUUUCAGGCAGCAGGUGUGAAACAGAACAGUCUACACGCUUUAACCUGGAUUUUGAAGUUUCUGGUACCUAUGGUUACGUCAUCCUAGACGGUGUGCUUCCAUCUCUCCAUGCCAUAACCUGCACAUUCUGGAUGAAAUCCUCUGACCUCAACAACUACGGAACGCCAAUCUCCUAUGCACUGGAGAAUGGCAGCGACAAUACCUUCCUUCUGACCGAUUACAAUGGCUGGGUUCUUUAUGUGAACGGCAAGGAAAAGAUAACAGAUUGUCCCUCAGUGAAUGACGGCAGUUGGCAUCAUAUUGCAAUCACCUGGACAAGUGUGGAUGGAGCCUGGAAAGUCUAUAUUGAUGGGAAAUUAUCUGAUGGUGGUAUGGGUCUCUCUGUAGGUUCGGCCAUACCUGGUGGCGGUGCAUUAGUUCUUGGGCAAGAGCAAGACAAAAAAGGAGAGGGAUUCAACCCAGCGGAGUCUUUUGUGGGCUCCAUAAGCCAGCUCAACCUCUGGGACUAUGUCCUGUCUCCACAGCAGGUGAAAUCAUUGGCUACUUCAUGCCCAGAGGAGCUCACUAAAGGAAAUGUGUUAGCCUGGCCUGACUUCCUGUCGGGAAUUGUGGGGAAAGUGAAGAUCGAUUCCAAGAGCAUAUUCUGUUCCGAUUGCCCACCCUUAGAAGGAGCCAUACCUCAUCUGCGGACUACAUCAGUAGACUUAAAACCAGGCUCCAGAAUCAGUCUGUCGUGUGAUCCAGGCUUCCAGAUGGUCGGGAACCCUGUGCAGCACUGUCUGAAUCAAGGACAGUGGACACAACCACUCCCUCACUGUGAACGCAUUAGCUGUGGAUUGCCACCCUCUUUGGAGAAUGGCUUUUAUUCAGCCGAGGACUUCCAUGCUGGCAGCACAGUGACCUACCAGUGCAACAAUGGCUACUAUUUGUUGGGUGAUUCAAGGAUGUUCUGUACGGAUAAUGGGAGCUGGAAUGGCAUUUCACCAUCAUGCAUUGAUGUUGACGAAUGUGCACUUGGAUCCGAUUGUAGCAAAUAUGCUUCCUGCCUGAACACGAAUGGGUCCUACACUUGCUUGUGUAACCCUCACUACACGGGAAAUGGUAAACACUGUGCAGAACCAAUAAAAUGUAAGGCUCCAAGAAAUCCAGAAAAUGGCCACUCUUCUGGUGAGAUUUACACAGUGGGUGCCGAAGUCACAUUUUCUUGUGAGGAAGGAUACCAGCUGAUGGGCGCAAACAAAAUCACGUGUUCGGAGUCUGGAGAAUGGAGCCAUCUGAUACCACAUUGUGAAGCUAUUUCCUGCGGUGCACCAGCUGCUCCAGAAAACGGUGCCCUUGAUGGAUCAGCAUUUACCUACGGCAGUAAAGUGAUAUAUAGGUGUAAUAAAGGAUAUACUCUGGAGGGUGAUAAAGAGUCAUCCUGUCUUGCUAGCGGUUCUUGGAGUCACUCUCCUCCUGUGUGUGAACCGAUCAAGUGUUCUAGCCCUGAAAAUAUAAACCAUGGGAAAUACGUUUUGAGCGGGCUUACCUACCUUUCUACUGCAUCGUAUUCCUGCGAGAGUGGAUACAGCUUACAGGGCCCUUCCAUCCUUGAAUGCUCGGCAUCCGGCAACUGGGACAGAGCGCCACCUACCUGUCAUCUUGUCUUCUGUGGAGAGCCUCCUGCCAUCAGAGAUGCUGUCAUCACCGGCAGUAACUUCACUUUGGGGAGCACCGUCACUUACACCUGCAAAGAAGGCUACACCCUCGCUGGACCUGACACCAUUGAAUGCCUGGCCAGUGGCAAGUGGAGUGGAAGUAACCAGCAGUGUCUAGCUGUCUCCUGUGACGAGCCCCCCCACGUGGACAACGCCUCUCCAGAGACUGCCCAUCGGUUAUUUGGAGACAUUGCAUUCUACUACUGUGCGGAUGGCUACAGCCUGGCAGACAAUUCCCAGCUGCUCUGCAAUGCCCAGGGCAAGUGGGUUCCCCCAGAAGGUCAGGCCAUGCCCCAGUGUAUAGCUCACUUCUGUGAAAAACCCCCAUCUGUUUCCUACAGCAUCUUGGAAUCUAUAAGCAAAGCAAAAUUUGCAGCAGGCUCCGUUGUGAGCUUCAAAUGCAUGGAAGGUUUCGUACUGAACACCUCAGCAAAGAUUGAAUGCAUGAGAGGCGGGGAGUGGAACCCCUCCCCCAUGUCCAUCCAGUGCAUCCCCGUGCGGUGCGGAGAACCACCGAGCAUCAUGAAUGGCUAUGCAAGUGGAUCAAACUACAGUUUUGGGGCCAUGGUGGCCUACAGCUGCAACAGGGGCUUCUACAUCAAAGGGGAGAAGAAGAGCACCUGCGAAGCCACAGGACAGUGGAGUAACCCCAUACCUACAUGCCACCCAGUAUCUUGCAGUGAGCCACCUAAGAUUGAGAAUGGCUUUCUGGAGCAUGUCACUGGCAGGGUCUUUGAGAGUGAAGUGAGAUAUCGGUGUAACCCGGGAUAUAAGCUAAUUGGAAGCCCUGUAUUUGUCUGCCAAGCCAAUCGCCACUGGCACAGUGAAUCCCCUCUGUCGUGCAUCCCUCUCAGCUGUGGAAAACCUCCCCCGAUCCAGAAUGGCUACAUGAAAGGAGAAAAUUUUGAAGUGGGGUCCAAAGUUCAGUUUUUCUGUAAUGAGGGUUAUGAACUUAUUGGAGAUAACUCUUGGACAUGCCAGAAAUCUGGCAAAUGGAACAAGAAGCCAAACCAAAAGUGUGUGCCCACCAAGUGCCCAGAUCCACCCCUCCUGGAAAACCAGCUGGUGCUGAAAGAGUCGACUGCGGAGGUGGGAGUGGUGAUGCUCUCCUGUAAAGAAGGGCAUGUCCUCCAGGGCCCCUCUGUCCUGAAAUGCCUGCCAUCCCAGCAAUGGAAUGAUUCUUUUCCUGUGUGUAAGAUGGUUCUUUGCCUCCCACCUCCCCUAAUUGCCUUUGGUGUCCCUGCUCCUGCUUCUGCUCUUCAUUUUGGAAGUACUGUCAACUAUUCGUGUGUGGAUGGGUUUUCCCUAAGAGGAGAUUCUACCAUCCUUUGCCAAGCUGACGGUACCUGGAGCUCUCCACUGCCAGAAUGUGUCCCAGUGGAAUGCCCCCAACCUGAGGAAAUCCUCAAUGGCAUCAUUGAUGUGCAUGGUCUUGCCUAUCUCAGCACAGCUCUCUAUACCUGCAGGCCAGGCUUUGAGUUGGUGGGAGAUACUACCAUCCUUUGUGGAGAAAAUGGUCACUGGCUUGGAGGCAAACCAACAUGUAAACCCAUUGAGUGUCCAAAGCCCAAGGAGAUUUUGAAUGGACAAUUCUCUCACACAAACCUACACUCUGGACAAACCAUUACAUACUCUUGUGACCCAGGCUUCAGGCUCGAAGGUCCCAAGACCUUGACCUGUUUAGAGACAGGCGAUUGGGAUGUGGAUGUCCCAUCUUGCAGUGCCAUCCACUGUGACCCCCCACAACCCAUUGAAAAUGGCUUUGUAGAAGGUGCAGAUUAUAGCUAUGGUUCCAUGAUCAUCUACAGCUGCUUCCCUGGAUUCCAGAUGGCUGGUCAUGCCAUGCAUACCUGUGAAGAGUCAGGAUGGUCAAGCUCCAUCCCAACAUGUGUACCCGUAGACUGUGGUCUCCCUCCUGAAAUUGAUUUUGGAGACUAUACUAAGCUCAAGGAUGGUCAGGGGUAUUUUGACCAAGAGGAAGAUCUGAUGGAAGUUCCAUAUCUGACUCCUCACCCUCAUCAUUAUCUGGAAGCAAUGGCUAAAACCUGGGAAAACUCAACUCCUGCUACAUUUUCAACAAGCUUUCUACAUGGCACCAUGGUCUCAUACACCUGUAAUCCAGGUUAUGAACUUCUGGGGAACCCUGUGCUAAUCUGCCAGGAAGAUGGAACUUGGAACAGCAGUGCACCAUCCUGCAUUUCAAUUGAAUGUGACUUGCCUGUUGCUCCUGAAAAUGGCUUUUUGCAUGUUACAGAGACCACCAUGGGCAGUGCUGUCCAGUAUAGCUGCAAACCCGGGCACAUUCUGGUGGGCCCCGACAUAAGGCUUUGUCUACAGAAUAAAGAGUGGAGUGGUGCUUCCCCACACUGUGAGGCCAUUGCAUGCAAAAAACCAAGUCCAGUUACAAAUGGCUCCAUCAAAGGAAACAACUACACAUACCUGAGCGUGUUGUACUAUGAAUGUGAUCCCGGGUAUGUGUUGAAUGGCACUGAGAGGAGAACAUGCCAAGAAAAUAAACAUUGGGAUGGGAAUGAGCCAGUUUGCAUUCCUGUGGACUGUCAUUCACCCCCAAUCUUAGCCAAUGGCCAGGUGAGAGGAGAUGAGUACACAUUCCAAAAAGAGGUUGAAUACACUUGCAAUGUCGGGUUCUUACUUGAGGGAGCCAGGAGUCGUGUUUGUCUGGCCAAUGGAAGUUGGAGUGGAACCACCCCCAUCUGUGUGCCUGUCAACUGUGCCACCCCACCUCAGGUGGCAAAUGGGGUGAUGGAUGGCCUGGAGUAUGGCUUUGGGAAGGAAGUGGUGUUCCGCUGUCAGGAGGGCUACGUGUUGCACGGUGCUCCAAAACUCACCUGUCAAUCAGAUGGGAACUGGGAUGCAGAGUUUCCUCUCUGUAAACCAGUUAACUGUGGACCUCCUGAAGACCUUUCCCAUGGCUUCCCUAAUGGCUUUUCCUUUUAUCAUGGGGGGCAUAUACAGUAUCAGUGCCUUUCCGGUUAUAAGCUCCAUGGAAGUCCUUCAAGAAGGUGUCUCUCCAAUGGCUCCUGGAGUGGCAGCCCACCUUCCUGCCAGCCUUGCAGGUGUUUCACACCAGUCAUUCAAGGUGGAACUGUCAACAGAACAGAUUUGGGUUGUGGAAAGACAGCUCAGCUUCAGUGCUUUAAAGGCUUCAAGCUCCUGGGACCUUCUGAAAUCACCUGUGAAGCCAAUGGCCAGUGGAGCGCUGACUUCCCCCGCUGUGAACACAUGUCUUGUGGUUCUCUACCAACAAUACCAAAUGCAUUCAUCAGUGAGAGUGACUCUUUGGAAGAAAAUGUGAUAACUUACAGCUGCAGACCUGGGUAUGUCAUCCAGGGCAGUUCAGAUCUGAUUUGCACCGAGAAAGGGAUGUGGAGCCAGCCUUAUCCAGUUUGUCAGCCCCUGUCCUGUGGACCCCCACCGUCUGUUGCCAAUGCAGUGGCAAUUGGAGAGGCGCACACCUAUGAAAGUAAAGUGAAGCUCAGAUGUCUGGAAGGUUAUGUGAUGGAUACAGACAUAGAUACAUUCACCUGUCAGAAAGAUGGCCGUUGGUCCCCUGAGAGAAUCUCCUGUAGUCCCAAAAAAUGUUCUCUGCCAGCAAACAUCACACGUGUACUUGUUCAUGGGGAUGAUUUCAGUGUGAAUCAGCAAGUUUCUGUGUCAUGUGCAGAAGGCUACACCUAUGAGGGAGUUAACAUAUCGACAUGUCGGCUUGAUGGCACCUGGGAGCCACCAUUUUCUGAUGAAUCGUGCAGUCCAGUUUCUUGCGGGAAACCUGAAAGUCCAGAAUAUGGGUUUGUGAUUGGCAGUAUAUACAGCCUUGGAAGCACAGUGAUUUAUCAGUGUGAGCCCGGCUAUGAAUUAGAGGGGAACCUUGAACGUUUCUGUCAGGAGAACAGACAGUGGAGUGGAGAGGUAGCAACGUGCAAAACAAACCCAUGCCCUGUCCCUUUUGUCAUUCCUGAGAACGCUCUGCUCUCUGAAAAGGAGUUUUAUGUGGACCAGAAUGUGUCCAUCAAGUGUAGAGAAGGCUUCCUGCUCCAGGGCCAGGGCGUCAUUACCUGCAACCCUGACGAGACGUGGACACAGACAAGUGCCAAGUGUGAAAAAAUCUCAUGCGGUCCACCAAGUCAUGUACCAAAUGCAAUUGCUCGAGGCGUACAUUAUCAGUAUGGGGACAUGAUCACCUACUCGUGUUACAGUGGAUACAUGUUGGAAGGUUCCCUAAGGAGUGUUUGCCUAGAGAGUGGAAACUGGACAUCACCUCCUAUUUGCAGGGCCGUCUGUCGAUUCCCAUGUCAGAAUGGGGGUAUCUGCCAACGCCCAAAUGCUUGCUCCUGUCCAGACGGCUGGAUGGGGCGCCUCUGUGAAGAACCAAUAUGCAUUCUUCCCUGUCUGAAUGGCGGUCGCUGUGUGGCCCCUUAUCAGUGCGACUGCCCACCUGGCUGGACGGGGUCCCGCUGUCAUACAGCUGUUUGCCAGUCUCCCUGCUUAAAUGGUGGAAAAUGCGUAAGACCAAACCGAUGCCAUUGUCUCUCAGCUUGGACUGGACAUGACUGUUCCAGGAAAAGGAGGACUGGGUUUUAACCACUGCACAACCAAGGAGCUCUCCCUAAGAACAGGGUCAUCUCUUCCUGGUAGCCCUGGGCAUCCCAGAACUUACGCAAAGAAAUUCCAACACGGUGCUGGGUCUCGUUUUGUGUAGUACACAUGUUAUUUGGGGUUUACCUUUUUAUUUUGUGUUAUAUUUUGUUCCUUCUUGUGACGUACUUUCUUACAUGUUUCCAUUUUUAAAUAUGCCUGUAUUUUCUAUAUAAAAAUAUAUUAAAUAGAUGCUGCUCCACUCACAAAAUGUACAUACUCUGCUGUCUAUUGGGAAAGUACCUGGUACACAUUUUUAUUCAGUUACUGAAAAUGAUGUUUCAAUUAAAAUAUAUUUUGCUACUAAAUAA
Myotis brandtii (Brandt's bat) is the source of this 10682-nucleotide messenger RNA. RefSeq names its product sushi, von Willebrand factor type A, EGF and pentraxin domain containing 1 (gene SVEP1). The annotation marks the transcript as partial. Lineage: Eukaryota; Metazoa; Chordata; Mammalia; Chiroptera; Vespertilionidae. Gene Ontology annotation, molecular function: calcium ion binding. The transcript is spliced from 47 exons. The record is from RefSeq and is a predicted model, not a curated record.